This is a messenger RNA of Linnemannia hyalina, 3348 nucleotides long. Lineage: Eukaryota; Fungi; Mortierellomycota; Mortierellomycetes; Mortierellales; Mortierellaceae. The record is from the annotation of a GenBank genome assembly.
AUGGAGCCAGACUCUAGCCAGGUACAGAUCCAGAUCCACGAGCUUGCCUCGCCUCUUGAGGAGCACAGAUUGGGCAUGAUGGAACUGAACUCAGAGAACAGGAGAGACCACAACGGAUUUGCUACAGCUGAGAUGUCAGAUGUUGACAAGGGCUGCUUUACUACAGGGCCGCUUCGCUAUGCAGUUGACACGGCAUGGGACCCCAGGACAAGAAUACUAAGAGAAUCAGUGCAGGAUCCUGCAAUCGCCCAGAAGUUCGAGAUUGUCGCUGAAGACUCCCUCGUCCGCACUCGCAUCAGUAGCUGGAAACCAAUUGUCAACAAUGAACAACAGCUCAGGGGGAUCGGCGCCACUUUCUCGACUCUCAAAUUCCUGCCCACCUUCUCCGCCACCUCUUCGAACGCCUGUGCCACCACCAGAAUCGCCUACGGCGUCGUUGCCAGUCAUAUGGCAUCUGGCGCCGAUGCUUCGACAUCAUCCUCACAAGAUCCUUCGUUCGCCAUCUUUCGCCAGAUCAAGAGACACAUCAAAUACGCCCCACGAGACUCAAGGGACCAUUUGACCGAGACAAUCCUGAAGACCUGCUUCACAGCAGCAUGGGACGACCUCUUCGACGAUGUCUUCACCAUAGAGAAGAAGACCAAGGUGCUCGGUGAGCUGUCUGCAAAACCCUCCCUUCCUCAAGGCCUCGUUGACAGAGCGACCGAAAUUGUCAAGACACCAAACCCCAAUACCUCAAACUUUCACAAGCACAACCUGACAACAACGCUCAAAACUCCGCUUCUAACCACAGAGGACGAGGAGGAGUUGCCAGAGGAAGACGAGGAGGAGAUCGCAGAUCUGUUGGAGCGAGAAGAAGAAGUCAGGUCUACCGAGAGACUAAAGACUGUAACGGUCUCGUUGAAGGAUAUUAUUCGGAAAGAGUUGGUGGCUUCCAUAGUGGAUCAUGACCCCGACAAGCCAGGGUUGAAGGUCUCGGCGGCGGACAAGUUGGUCGACAUUUUACUGGAGAAACAGGGCACUCUCACAAACGCGACCGACGAGCUCGCGUGCAUUGCAAGGAAGACGUCACUACUACUAGCACAGAAUGCACUCACGAUGCCUGGAUCGAGUCGAGAAACUAGUUCGAGUCGUGCCCCCCAACAGCAUCCCCCAGUAUACGACAUCCGGACCGACCUCAUCCCUUCUUCCUUUAUCGCUCGCAACGAUACCCCAUCGUCUCUUACCCUCGCUCCCCUCCCGACACAUCUAGAGGAGUACAUCAACACCACCCCCAGCGGAACCGACCGACAAUGGACGUCCGAUCUACCACACUUGUUCUCGUACCAUCACCUCGGAUUCCUGAACAGCAAGUUCUUCAGCCCGCAAGGAAUCAACACAGACUCCGAGACGAAACACCCAUUGUGGAGUCAAUUGGCUGCGCAUAUUCAGGCCCUUCGACUUGAGGCACUCAAGGCUACUUGGAGACCAGGGGAUGAACAUCCAAUGGCAGGCCUGUCAACGGUGUUUUGCGACUACAGGAUCGAACUAUCAACAAACAUUAAGAAUAUUUGGGACGGACCUCUGUAUGCGAAAGCGUUGGAUUUCUUACUGAGAUUCACCUUGAGAUUCCAACUGGCUCCUAACCGUGAGCUGAAGUAUAAUACAAAGGUGAAGGAUUUGGCCUCCAGGAAGAUGCAACAAAAACAGAGCGACAGGACACGAUCAAUAAGCUACAAGGCAUGGAAGGAUAAGGCAAAACGCCUGCAGGAUGAGUUGGGUGGCGCUCGCGAGGCAGGACUUGGUGGUAUCGAUCCGGUCAUGGAAGCGGGAAUGAUGUUGGAGGUCAUGGAAGAUGCACUGGAUGAGGUUGAUGAGGAGGCAGAAACUGAAGAGAACCAAGCUCAGGAGAACCAGGCCCAAAAGGAUGUAUCAGAUAAACAUAUUGGGGUUAUCCAGUUGCCACACACUCCUCAAGCCAAGGAACCAUCUAGGUUUCAUCUAAAGUCUAUCCAAGCCAUCACCAAGAUCCUAUUGGAGUCGCCAAAUCUCGACGUAUCACAACUGAAUGCGUCCUGGGUCCGGCGCACUGCCUACAAGCCUGAGGAUAUGACAGGUGACCAAUGUUACAAAGUCGUCAGGCUCGUCAAGGCUCUCCAUCCAUACACCCCAAAACGAGUUCCAAAGAGCUCUGGAGGGGGAACUUCGCUUCCGACCGCCAACGCCGCCGCCAUGAUCCGCAUUGUAUUGUUGUCCAACCAUGUACUCAGAUAUACAGGGUACACCGAGUUUACCAGGAGAUUUGCACCGGCACUAUCAGUCGCAUCAUUACAUCCUGUACCACUUGGAGCGGCCGGCAUUUAUGAUACUCUUUGUUGGAAGGCGGCAAACAAUUUCGACAUCUACGACCUAGACAGGCAGCCUAUCUCAUCCGUCGUAACCGCAACAAAACACAAGGACGCCGUCUUCUCUAACUUUUUCGACCUCGAUGCCAUCAACGCGAUGUGCCAAAAUUACAAACUUCGCUUCAGACAACGUCUGACAUUUGUGAAUCGCUAUACCAUUCGAAUUCUUGGUGAAGUGAUACCUGAGGGAGUGGACCGCGGUGAAGGGGUUCCCGUCGUCAGUGUGUGGGACGAGUCCAGAAAGGAUAAGACGCAGAAACGUACAGGCAUUGAUUGGUCAAGAGAAGGAGCUCGAACAGGAAUAACACAACAAAUGGCCCAGGAGCGGCUGGUGACGAUGAACAACGAGAUCAAGGACGUUGAAACGGGCCAAAAAGCCAAGCGGGACGCAUGGGUUGCAGCGGACAAAGAUCGACAUGAAGCAGUAGUGUACCAACGCCAGAUUAAACAGCUCUCCUCUCAGCAUCCAGGAUCGACAACGAAGGCGAACGACUCAAAGGCACGAAGACCGGAUCAGGAACAAGAUGCGUAUCGGGAACUUCAAGCGGCGCAGAUGAUCUCCGACGCUGCGUUUUUGAAUUGGAUUCAGAAGGACGACGAGCUUCGGUCAAUGAAGGCUACCCGAUACGCGCUACAAAGGAUUCAGAAGACACGACCCAACUACGACCCCCCCUCGAACAAGAAGCCGCUCAUGGUAGACCCUACAUGGACGAGGCCCGCCGUCGAAGCCAAGACGGAGAAUCUUCACAUCGAUUGCCUCUUUGGUGCAGUAUUGGCUGAUCCCUCCAAGGCCAUCGGAUUCGACGGUGAUGAUCCAGGACUUUGCAAACUCGAUACCUCGGCUACAACAACGCUGACAGAAGUUACCCAAUCAGUCAGGCAAUACUCGGUUCUCACAGGAAAUCCAUUCGCCUUACUCGCGGAGGUAGACAUGUUGGAGGAGAAGAAGUCCAAGGAAGAAUAG